Messenger RNA from Plasmodium vivax (malaria parasite P. vivax), 2445 nucleotides. Its product is annotated as dynamin-like protein, putative. The record is from RefSeq and is a predicted model, not a curated record. The transcript is spliced from 4 exons. Gene Ontology annotation, molecular function: GTP binding; GTPase activity; microtubule binding. NCBI's taxonomy places the organism in Eukaryota, Apicomplexa, Aconoidasida, Haemosporida, Plasmodiidae. The coding region runs from base 1 to 2445 and encodes 814 amino acids. Gene Ontology annotation, cellular component: microtubule; cytoplasm; membrane.
AUGGAGUCGAGCAUGUACAACAACCUGCGGAAGCUCAUCACGGUGAUCGACGAGCUGAGGGACAUCGGGCUGCAGAAGUACAUCAACCUGCCGCGCAUCUGCGUGGUGGGGACGCAGAGCAGUGGCAAGAGCAGCGUGCUGGAGUCGAUCGUGGGGCUGGACUUCCUGCCCAGAGGAGAAGGCAUAGUCACCAGGAGGCCCAUAGAAUUCAGGCUCAUCCACAUAAAGGAGGACAGCGAAGUAAAGCACUGGGCCAUAUUCGAAGAUGACAAAAGUAGGAAGUUCACGGAUUUUAACCAAGUGAGGGAACACAUAAACAAUUUGACGGACGAAAUAGCUGGAAAGAACAAAGGAAUUAUAGACGAGCCAAUUGUUCUAAAUAUCUAUUCGACGAGCUGCCCGGAUUUAUCUCUCAUAGACCUUCCAGGGAUCACUAGAGUGCCUCUAAAGAAUUCAGACCAAACAGAUGAUAUAGAAAGGCUAACGAGAGAAAUGGCUUUUCGCUAUGUGAAAGAUCCUAGGACGAUUAUCCUCGCCGUGCUGCCUGCCAAUGCAGAUAUGUCCACAAGUGAUGCUCUGCAAAUCGCGAGGAAAGUUGACCCAAAGGGGUUGAGGACCAUAGGGGUAAUUACCAAAAUUGAUUUAAUGGACAAAGGAGCAGAUGCAAGUAAGAUGCUAAUGAACGACGAAAUAACGCUGAGGUUAGGCUACACAGGAGUGGUGAACCGAUCUACAGCGGAUAUAAAAAGUGGAAAGUCAAUCGCGCAAUCGUUGAAGGACGAGUUGGCAUUUUUCCAAACACACCCAGUGUAUAGGAAGUUACCUCCCACACUCUACGGAACGACUUCACUCACGGAUAAGUUAACCAAAGUGCUCCUCAGACAUAUCAAAAAUUUCCUCCCAGAUAUUAAAGUCGAGAUAAAUGACAAAAUUAGACUCAUCAAUGAUAAGCUAUACGAACUGGGCACCAACGUCCCUCUAGACGCAACGAAGAAGACGCAACUCCUUUGGUCCAUGAUCACAGAUUAUUGCGAAAUAUUUAAAAAUACCCUAAAGGGGAAAUACGAUAAGCGGUUACAAGUCUUCAUAGAAAAUAAUGACAUCAUUUGUGGGCUCAAAGUGAGAAGCAUUUUUAACGAAUUCUUAGAUGAGUACGUGGGGAAAAAUGUUACAAGUGAGUUGAGCGAUAACGAUAUUGAUGAUGCCAUUUGCCUACAUGAAGGGGAUAGCUUGCCGGGUUUCCCAUCCCCAGAUACCUUUGAAUUUUUAAUCCUACCCCAUUUGAAAAAAAUUAACGCACCAGUGUUUAACUGUCUAGAUAAGGUUAGCCAAACGUUAGAAAUUCUAUCGCAAAAAAUUGCCAAUCGGGUGUUGACCAGAUUUCCAAAGCUAUCCGAGCAGGUCCUCGAUUUAUCCCAAACCAUCCUCCUCAGGGAAAAGGAAAACACUCACAAUAUACUCGAAAAUUUCAUCGACGCGGAGACGAAUUAUCUAUUCACGAAUGAUUCCUCCUACCUCAUCGAACAUGGCAGCAUAAUCAACGCGAAUGAAGAUGACCAGAACAACGAAAGUGGGAGCCAAGACUAUAACUCCCAACAGAGGUCCCAAAACAAAAGGCAGCAAUCUAAUCUGUCCAGCUCAAACGUAGAUAAUAAUAAUAUGCAAAGUAAGUACUACUCUAAUAUGAUGAGCGAACAGGACUACAUCACUGGGAAGGCUGCCAAAUUUGUGAACACAGCUCAGAAAUCAGUUAUGAAUAUGUGGAAUGCUAAGGAGAAAAAAAAGACCAGAUAUAAUGCGCAGUUUAUUCAAGAAAUUAGGAGAAGGUUAGACUGCUACUUUAAUAUUGUCCUACGCAAUGUGAGAGAUAGUGUGCCUAAAAUUAUUGGCUACUUCCUCAUCAGGAAACUUCAAGAAAAAAUGCAAUUCGAAUUGUACUCUGAUUUAAACAGUGAGCAGAAACUCUAUGACUUGUUAAAUGAACCCCCUCAUGUGGUUAAAGAAAGGGAACACCUCAAUAGGCAGCUCGAUAUUCUGAAGAAAGCCAACCAGGUUCUUCUUAAAGAUCCCAAUAUCACCUCCAUCAACUUGGACCUCUUCGACGCUAAUUAUGAGCAGGACUUGAUCGAAUUCCAGAAGAGCCUAAAAUCCGGCGGCGCGCCAUCCUCCGCCCAGGCGUACAAGCAAACUGUUGGCUCGCAGGGCAGCAUGCACAGCCUGGGAGAGGGAUCCUCCAUCAGCAAGCGCAACCCGAUGAUGCAAAACCGGAACGCCUCGCCCAGCUCCAUGAACUCAAACAUGAUGAAACCCAGCGGCAUGCUAAAUCAGAAGAUGCCCUCCUCGACCUACAUGCAGCAGAAUCUGCUCAACGAUUCCAAGGGAAAGCACUUGUUCGAAAAGGAGCCCAUGAAGAAAAAGGUGCAGUACAACCCCCUGUUCGAUUAG